Molecule: messenger RNA, 960 nt
Organism: Stegodyphus dumicola
Lineage: Eukaryota; Metazoa; Arthropoda; Arachnida; Araneae; Eresidae
Source: RefSeq, a predicted model, not a curated record
AUGUCGGCAAAACUCUCACGAAAGUGUUUUGUUCCCGGCUGUAUAUCUGGUCACCAAAAUGCCACAAAAGCAUCACUUUUUAAAGUUCCCAAAGACGAAAAACUUCGUCGAGAAAGGGCGAAAAGAAUCUCCAGAGGAGAUACAGAACUAUCGAUCCACCACAGUGUGUGUGAACUGCAUUUUGAAGAACAUUUUAUUGAGAAAUUUUACCAUCAUAUUGUUAACGGUGAGGAAAUAAAAAUUCCAAGAGGUAAACCACUGCUUAAACCUGAAGCAAUACCUAGCAUAUUUCCGAAUGCUCCAAAGUAUUUCAAUAAACCUCUACCACAGAAAAGGAAACAAUUACUUGCUAUAAAUGCUUAUAAUAAUGCCUCCAAACGUAAAAGUACUCAAGGUAUGAUUUAUGAUCCAAAAUGGUUAAUUGAAUGUAUAAUAAUGAGAAUGAAAGGACCCAAACUUUAUGAACAUAUCCGUGAAAAUAAAAUUCUGAUUGUGCCUGGAAAGAACUGCCUACAAAGAUAUGUUAAAAAUUACCGCAGUGGAUUUGGUUUCUGUGAUUCUGUUUUUCAGGCAAUCAAAGUGAAAACUCAAAGUAUGGAACCAUAUUUUCUCCAUGGUGGUAUAUUGAUAGAUGAAAUGAAGUUGUCUGAAAAUUUGCACGUGAGUUCAGAUGGUCAAAUUGAAGGAUUUGUGGACUUGGGAAAUUUUCAAAAUGAAAAAAAGCAAAGCAAUCAUGGAUUAGUAUUCCUAUUUCAACCAUUUGUGGGUGACUGGAAGCAGAUUGUUGCAGUUUUUGCCACAUGCAACAAUAUUAAAGGAACCUUGCUUGCUGACUUGAUAAUAGAAGCAACAAUUUUGUUAGAAAAUGCAGAUCUGUGUGUAGAUUUUAUAACUUGUGAUGGUGCUACGUGGAAUAAAGUAAUGUGGAAGAAAUGUGGUAUGGGUACUCUAAUCAGAUAA